Penicillium cinerascens is the source of this 702-nucleotide messenger RNA. RefSeq lists its product as uncharacterized. The transcript has a single exon. NCBI's taxonomy places the organism in Eukaryota, Fungi, Ascomycota, Eurotiomycetes, Eurotiales, Aspergillaceae. The record is from RefSeq and is a predicted model, not a curated record. Bases 1 to 702 code for a protein of 233 amino acids.
AUGUUUGCAUGCUCUCGAAGAACACUGUUCAUUCACCAUCGGUUAUACGAUGCAUAUCUUCCGGACGCCAUCCAAGAUGCCUUCACAGUCUCUGCAGCAUAUUGCAACAGAACAGUGGAAACCGUGGAUAUGGUGUUGCGUAUCCUGGAAAACAAAGCCGCGAAUCUAGUGAAAGAGGACCGUAAAUCAAACUCACUAGAAGAGCUGCUUGCAUCUGUGCAGGCAUUACUUCUUUUCCACAUUAUCCAGCUCUUCGAUGGUGACAUCCGGCAGCGCUUUCUAGCCGAACAGAACAUGGACAUACUACGCACGUGGACCGCACAGCUACAAGAUCGAGUGAGCGACCUAGACUCCACGCCAACAUGGCAGGAAUGGAUAUUCACGGAGAGUGCCCGCAGAACUGUCAUUAUCUCGGUGUUUAUUGAUGGAUUAUAUUCGGUACUCAAGACGGGGCAAUGCUCGAAUAUCAGGGCGCUGAGCGUACUCCCGUUCACUUCCGGGGCUACUCUGUGGGAUUUGACUUCGAGUGCUUCGUGGCUUGCCGAGUCGCAUGGUCUUAGAUCUCAUACUGUGCUCUAUGGUGAUUUCUCGAGGGCCUUUGAGAAUGGACGAGUUCCGGGUAAACUGGAUGGGUUUCAGAAAUUGCUGCUUGCCCCUUGUGUGGGUGAAAGGUAUAGGGAAGUGCUGGAAAUAGAAGCUUAA